UUGCUUUCUGAAUCCUCAGGCAAGCUUUAAGAAAUCAUAAAUAGUAUAUAUCCCCACAUGUGUUAAACCAGGUAGUUUAAACAACUUACAGUUUUAAUGGUUCGAGAGGUGAGGAUGUCUGUGUACCUGGGAGAACCUUUUCCUGGUUUUUAGACAUUGCUUUCCUUCAACAUCCUUACAUGGAGGAGAAAGGGGACAGGAUAUUAUCAGUGUUCUAACCUCAUAAUCCCUACCAAAUACCUCACCCCAAAUGCUGUCCCAUUGAAGAAUACAGAUCCAGCAUAGGGGCGCUGGUGGCGCACACCUUUAAUCCCAGCACUCGGGAGGCAGAGGCAGGCGGAUUUCUGUGAGUUCAAGGCCAGCCUGGUCUACAGAGUGAGUUCCAGGACAACCUCGAAAGCAAUAUAGAGAAACCCUGUCUCAAGGGGGAAAAAAAGAUAAAUGUGCUACAGUGAUCAGAUUUAUGUAAAGAUCCAGCACAGGAUCAGGAAUAUAAACAUUAAGAGUGGGUGAAAUGGACCUUGCUAGCUUCUGUGCGAGCUGAGCAGAUCUCCAUGCACCGAGCAUCCAGAGAAUCACGCCGCACGCUGACGGAGCGGACAUGGGCAGAGUGAUGGUGGUCAGACUGGGGCUGGGGUUGCUGCUUCUGGCACUGCUCCUACGCACACAGAUUUAUUGCAGCCAAACAUCUGUUGCACCGUUUUCAAGUAACCAGAGUAUCUCUACUGCCCCAAAUCCAGCUAAUGCCACCACCAGAGCAGGUGGCAGUGCCCUGCAGUCAACAGCUGGUCUCCUCACCGUCUCACUUUCUCUCCUACAUUUCUACUGUUAGAGACUCAGUCCAAGAAACGUCUCUACUUCCCCAUCUUCUAUACCCAGCCCAAAUGGUAACCCCAAGUUCAGUGUGACCCGGAAGAAACAGGUCCACAUCAAAUCUACUAUUACCACACCUCAACAGAAAACAUUAAAACUUCAUGUGAAGGGAUUGACAGAUGAUGAAUGCUAAAACUCCAAUCCUCUGGAGUUUUAUGUUCAAGAUGAAGUGAUAGCAUCCAACGUUGACGUGAUUGCCUUGAACAAGGCUUAGGGAAUGCGGACACUUGCCCUAUCUUGAAAUCAAGCAUAGGUUUUAUGUAGAAAUGAGGAUAGGAUGUGGGAUUAAGAUUCAGUUUUCAUUGGCUCAUUACCUGUGAGGCCAUAAUACAGUUAGGUGACAUUAAAGGUUUCUCUGAUGUUAUCUAUGUAUAUGUUG
Cricetulus griseus (Chinese hamster) is the source of this 1252-nucleotide messenger RNA. The record is from RefSeq and is a predicted model, not a curated record. Lineage: Eukaryota; Metazoa; Chordata; Mammalia; Rodentia; Cricetidae.